CUGCUCUGUUCCAAAGGGCUCCAAGGGGAAAUGCAGACAGUGUGAACCUGCUGGUUGGGGUCAAUGUAGUCCCUUUUGAAGAAGCAUGAAAAACAAAUGUCACAUUUUGGAUUGAAAAGAGUGCAUGAUAUGGCUGCUCAAGGUCCUCAUUCGUAUCCUGCUUAUGAGCCCAGUGCUCCUCCAUAUCCGCCAGUCCAAUCUCCGCAGGGUCCUUACCCACCACCUACAUAUCAUUAUGGUGCUCCUCCACCUGUCUCUGUUGCAGGUCCUUAUGCAUCUCAUCCCAGUUAUGCUGUCUAUCAUGGUAGUUCUCAUAUGGUAAAUCACCAAACAAAUGUACCAUUACAACCCCAGGCACAGUGGAUGCAAGCGCCAACCCCUAUUCCUAAUUGUCCACCUGGAUUAGAGUACCUUACAUUGAUUGACCAGAUAAUUGUUCAUCAGGUUGUUGAACUCGUUGAAGCCUUGGUAGGAUUUGAGACCAAAAACAAGUACGAAGUAAAAAACGGCUUGGGGCAGAGAGUUUAUUAUGCAGUUGAAGACAGCGACUUGUGUAAUCGAAUGUGUUGUGGAUCUAACAGGGCAUUUAUCAUAAAGAUUUUGGAUAACAUAGGACAAACCAUCAUGCACCUUGUGCGUCCUUUAGGAUGCGGAUCCUGUUGCUGCCCUUGUUGCUUACAUCAGCUGGAGGUUCAAGCACCACCAGGAAAAGCUAUUGGCUACGUUGUCCAGAAAUGGCAUCCUUUUAUACCCAAAAUGAGCAUCCAGAAUGAAAAUCGUGAAACAGUGUUGAAAAUCAGAGGUCCCUGCUUGGCAAUGAGUUGUCUCGGUGAUGUAAACUUUGAAGUUGUAAGUCGGGAUGAGUCCAGUGUUGUUGGAAAGAUAUCGAAGAAAUGGACAGGUCUUGUACGCGAAUAUUUCACAGAUACUGAUAACUUUGGAAUUCAGUUUCCUAUGGAUUUGGAUGUUAAAAUUAAAGCUGUCCUUCUUGGAGCAUGCAUACUAGUGGACUUCAUGUACUUCGAGCAAAAUUCUGGAGCAGGACAUAGUAGAGUUUGGCAGAUGUGAGCCACAGAAGUAUCAUGAUACUUCAGAAAGGAUUAAAAUGAUCUGAUUGUGAAAUGAUAUGGCUGAUGUCCAAUUAUGUGCCUAACUUAAUUUCAGCAUGGAUCAAUAGGAAUGAAAGGGAUUCACUGAGAGCUUGCAGUUAUUCACCUGCAACAAUGGUUGCAUUUAUGAUUUAAUAAAGCUAAAGGUGUGUUUUGUGUCAUUUUAAAAUGUAGAUUUACUGUAAAACAUUUUUAUAUCACAAGUUUGUGAUUUAUCAGUGUAUACUGUACUGCCUGUUAAGAUUUUAAAACAUUGUACUGUUACCACAAUAAACUAGAAUAAUAUCUUGGGAAUCUGUUCUCUGCAUUGCUACUAUAAUUUCAGCAGAAUAUAGUGGAAAGCCAUGUAUUGUGGGUUACAAAGGGUUCUGACACACUUAGUGUAGUUAUUGAUGUUGAGUGGGACCAGCUCCAAGCUAAUUCUAAGGCAUUAUGUUGUGUUUGUUCUGUACAAUACACUUUCAUUCAGUUGUAGCCUAGUAUGUCCUUAAUGUUAGAAAAUAAUGUCCAUUUGCAUCAGACCUCACCUUCAACUGUGCAGAUUUUUAGCAUCAAAGUCUUUGAUUUUAUUAAUCAUGUAAUACAUAAUUUUUUAACAUUUUAUAGUUCUCAUACACAAAAUGCUACCCUAUGUCUUAAUGUGUGGCAAGCAAUUAAAUCUGCAUCCCUCAAAGAAUUAUGGCUGCGAUCUUUUCUGUUUCAUUAUAUAAUCCCUGGACUAAUGUGGGGUUUUACUGCAUGGUUUUUAAUUGUGUGGAUCAUUUUGUUUGCGGUGA
Molecule: messenger RNA, 1885 nt
Organism: Pristis pectinata (smalltooth sawfish)
Lineage: Eukaryota; Metazoa; Chordata; Chondrichthyes; Rhinopristiformes; Pristidae
Product: phospholipid scramblase 1-like
Exons: 11
Coding region: 97-1068 (323 amino acids)
Biological process (GO): plasma membrane phospholipid scrambling
Cellular component (GO): plasma membrane
Molecular function (GO): phospholipid scramblase activity
Source: RefSeq, a predicted model, not a curated record